AUGGAAAGUAUGGAUGUCGCCCAGGAAAGUACUUCUUCAGCAUCUACGCCCGCAACAGAAAAUGGACCAGAUAAAAAUGUUACUGCCGAAGAGAUGACCUCGCGUGAUUAUUAUUUUGAUUCAUACGCACAUUUCGGUAUACACGAGGAAAUGUUAAAAGACGAAGUUCGUACACUUACAUAUAGAAAUGCUAUGUACCACAAUAAGCAUCUCUUCAAAGGAAAAACUGUCUUAGACAUAGGCUGUGGUACGGGCAUAUUGUCAAUGUUUGCGGCCAAAGCAGGGGCUGCUAAAGUUAUAGCGGUGGAGUGCUCCAACAUAGUUGACUACGCUCGUAAGAUUGUUGAGGCUAACAGACUUGAUGAUGUCAUAGAAAUUGUUAAAGGAAAAGUCGAAGAAGUGGAGCUGCCUGUAGAAAAGGUGGACAUCAUUAUAUCUGAGUGGAUGGGUUACUGUUUGUUCUAUGAGAGCAUGUUGGACACGGUGUUGUAUGCUCGGGACAAGUGGCUGCAGCCCGACGGCAUGCUGUUUCCUGAUAGAUGCACACUGUUCAUCUGUGGUAUUGAAGACCGUCAGUACAAAGAUGAGAAGAUCAACUGGUGGGAUGAUGUGUACGGCUUCGACAUGUCCUCUAUCAGAAAGGUGGCUAUAUCGGAGCCACUCGUUGAUGUUGUUGAUGCUAAACAGGUUGUCACAAAUUCGUGCUUAUUGAAAGAAAUAGAUCUGUACACAGUCAAGAAAGAAGAUCUCAACUUUGAAUCAAAGUUCCAUCUUCAGGUCCGACGCAAUGAUUUCAUUCAGGCGUUAGUGACAUUCUUCAAUGUAGAGUUCACUAAGUCACACAAGCGACUGGGCUUCAGUACAGCCCCCGAGGCUCCCUACACACAUUGGAAGCAGACUUGCUAUCAUGUCAUUCCUUAUUUAUAUUUCCAGGUUAAGAAAGGUGAGGAGAUAACUGGUACGUUCUGUAUGCGUCAGAAUGCUCGCAACAACCGAGACCUGGACUUUGAAGUCGAGCUGUCCUUCAAGGGCGAGCUCUGUCAAGUGCAGGAGAGGAAUCACUACCGCAUGCGUUGA
Molecule: messenger RNA, 1077 nt
Organism: Danaus chrysippus (African queen)
Lineage: Eukaryota; Metazoa; Arthropoda; Insecta; Lepidoptera; Nymphalidae
Source: the annotation of a GenBank genome assembly